Messenger RNA from Cuscuta epithymum, 372 nucleotides. NCBI's taxonomy places the organism in Eukaryota, Viridiplantae, Streptophyta, Magnoliopsida, Solanales, Convolvulaceae. The record is from the annotation of a GenBank genome assembly.
AAUAGUCAAAGAGAAAAUUGAGGGAAAAAGACACACAUUCAAGGCUGACAAUCAUGUGCAAAGGCAAGGACAACUUCUUACAAAAGCUAAACAAAAACAAGUGGAUUUGUCAAAAAAUGCUCGUUUUGAGCAAAUAUGGAAAAGCAGGCGAGGAAAGGAUUAUAUGCACGAUGAUGCACUCAAUGAGGUGUGCCGACUGUAUAAUGUUGUUCGUGUUGAUACACAUGAAAAUCCUCAUAAAUUCCCUGAAGGAGAUGAGGAGUUGGAAGAUCAUAGAAUGAUGUCACAAUAUUUGCCGCUUUUAAGAGAAUGCAUGCCAAGUGCUGCUGAGGAAAUUGAGUCUGAUAUGCACGACUAUAUCUCCAAAAGAGG